Molecule: messenger RNA, 1179 nt
Organism: Phalaenopsis equestris
Lineage: Eukaryota; Viridiplantae; Streptophyta; Magnoliopsida; Asparagales; Orchidaceae
Product: GDSL esterase/lipase At5g33370-like
Exons: 5
Coding region: 33-1139 (368 amino acids)
Molecular function (GO): hydrolase activity, acting on ester bonds
Source: RefSeq, a predicted model, not a curated record
UCAAUAAGGAGGUUAGAUUUUUAUAGCCACGCAUGGCUUCUUCUUCUUCUUCGUUAUCCUUUCUCUAUUUUUUGACUUGUUUAGCCAUUUUGGAGAGCUUAUUAGUGCACGCUGAGGCAUCUCGAGCCUUCUUCGUGUUCGGAGAUUCGCUCGUUGAUAAUGGAAAUAACAACUAUCUUGCGACGACGGCACGAGCGGACUCUCCUCCUUAUGGGAUCGACUAUCCGACUCAUCAACCGACCGGGAGGUUCUCUAAUGGCCUCAACAUUCCUGACAUUAUCAGCGAGCACCUGGGUGCUGAGUCCACCCUGCCUUACUUAAGCCCAGAGCUGAGGGGACAAAAGCUCCUCGUAGGCGCAAAUUUUGCUUCAGCAGGCAUUGGAAUUCUCAACGACACUGGCAUUCAGUUUGCAAAUAUAAUCAGGAUUUCACAGCAGUUGCAGUACUUCCAGCAGUAUCAGCAAAGGCUGAGCUCAUUAAUCGGCGCAGCUGCAGCUAAGAGAUUGGUGAAUCAGGCGCUGGUUCUGAUAACUCUGGGUGGAAAUGAUUUUGUUAACAAUUAUUAUCUGGUUCCUUUCUCUUUUAGAUCUCGCCAGUAUUCUCUUCCUGAUUAUGUUCGUUAUCUCAUCUCCGAGUAUAAGAAAAUCCUCAUGAGGAUUUAUGAGCUGGGAGGGCGGCGUGUGCUGGUGACUGGGACGGGCCCACUGGGUUGCGUGCCGGCCGAGCUAGCACAAAGAAGCAGAAACGGCGCAUGCGACCCGGAGCUGCAGAGAGCCUCCGAACUAUACAACCCUCAGCUGGAGAAAACCAUAAAUCAGCUCAAUUCGCAGUACCACUCCAACGUCUUCAUUGCCGCCAACACCGCCAAAUUGCAUUCCGAUUUCAUUUCCAACCCCCAGGCUUCUGGUUUUAUUACUUCAAAGAGAGCUUGUUGUGGGCAAGGACCCUACAAUGGCUUGGGUUUGUGCACGGUGGCACCAAAUCUAUGUCCGAAUCGGGAUUUAUAUGCUUUUUGGGACCCAUUUCAUCCGUCUGCAAAGGCGAGCCGGAUCAUAGUUGGCCAAUUCAUGACUGGUUCAAGCGAGUACAUGAACCCGAUGAACCUAAGCACUUUAUUAGCAAUGGGUGAAAGCACCUAAUUAUAUGAAUUAAGUAGGGUUAUAUUAGUAUUUAACUAUA